AUGGGUUGGUUCGACGGUAAAUCCAGCGCAGUCUCAUCGGGAGGAUAUGUGCGGCGACGAUCAUCACCGACGCCUAGCUCGCACAGCACACACAGCAGACGCAGCAAAUCCAGCAAAUCCGGCCACUCCACCCACCAUACGCGAAGCUCCCCGCCGUCUUUCUUCGGCGGGUUGGGCGGAAGCCGAACAGGAGGCCGAUCAAGCCCAUCUGUGUUCUCGUCGUUCUCAUCUUCGUCGCGACGAGCCCGUCCCCGUGAGGGAUUCGUCCAGCGCAUGAUCCGCGACAUCAAGCGUCUAUUCCGUGACAUCUAUCGCUGGGCCCGUCGCAACCCUAUGAAGGUCUUUAUGAUGGUCAUCGUGCCGCUCCUGACGAGCGGUGUUCUGCCAAAGCUGCUUGCUAUGAUUGGUAUUCGCUUGCCGCAUGCUGUUACCAGUGCCCUUGGUGGUGCGGCGAAGUCGAAUAGUGGUGGUGGUGGUAGGGGUAUGUCGGAGAACAUUAGCAGUCUUAUGAACAUUGCCAAGAUGUUUGCGUAG
Molecule: messenger RNA, 534 nt
Organism: Penicillium expansum
Lineage: Eukaryota; Fungi; Ascomycota; Eurotiomycetes; Eurotiales; Aspergillaceae
Exons: 1
Coding region: 1-534 (177 amino acids)
Source: RefSeq, a predicted model, not a curated record